AUGGAGAAGAAGCUGUUAGAGGCAGUAGAGAAAUCCAGAGCACCUUCACCGCCUGCGCCGAAGGAGCACCAGUAUGUGCCGCCGCCGGCACCGCCAGAAGAGAAUCACUAUUACUAUUGCGAGUUCCCCCCUGAGGUGGAGCCGCAACCCCAAGUGAAUGCCGUAGGCCACUGGAAUGCAAAUGCCAAUUGGAUCCAGGGAAAACAGAGAGACGCUCCAUGGAGAGACCACCCUAACUUUAGGUGGACUGAUCAGAGUCAGAGCCAACCACCUCAACCCUCGACACAGCAAAUGCAACCCUCUGAGGGGCAGCCCAACUGGCCAGCACGAAACCAGGAAAGGACAAAUAACGGAGGGAUCAGAAUGCAUGGAGGCCAAGCAGGUUGGUCAAGUGGACCUCAAGGAAACUGCUCCAGUGGAGGACAGCCCAACUGGUCAAGCAGGCAGAAUGAAGGAAAUUGGGGAUACAGACAGCGAGUCCCCCAGUCAAGCAACCAGGGAAGGCAGCGGAACAACCAAAUGGUGAGUUAUGUCCCGCCACACCAGAGAAGCAACCAACAGCAUACCCAGCCACAAUACCAACAAGAGCAUUAUGGGCAAUCUGACUACCCGCAGCCCAACUACGGUGGGGGACCACCGAAUCAAAGAUACAACCGAAACCCCAACAAUGGCCAAGGAGAUAUGAUAGUACCGCACCAUCCUAAUGAUGCGAUGCGGGAAAUCCAGGAGGGUCAGAAAGAGCAACGAGCGGCGUUGGAGAUUCUGACAAAGCAGUUAUCUCAAGUUGCGAUGUCGCUGGGCUAG
Molecule: messenger RNA, 804 nt
Organism: Salvia splendens (bonfire salvia)
Lineage: Eukaryota; Viridiplantae; Streptophyta; Magnoliopsida; Lamiales; Lamiaceae
Exons: 1
Coding region: 1-804 (267 amino acids)
Source: RefSeq, a predicted model, not a curated record